Diceros bicornis minor is the source of this 1683-nucleotide messenger RNA. It is a transcript of the gene CLDN2, whose product is annotated as claudin 2. Gene Ontology annotation, molecular function: structural molecule activity. The transcript is spliced from 2 exons. The record is from RefSeq and is a predicted model, not a curated record. The coding region runs from base 204 to 896 and encodes 230 amino acids. Gene Ontology annotation, cellular component: plasma membrane; bicellular tight junction. Gene Ontology annotation, biological process: bicellular tight junction assembly; calcium-independent cell-cell adhesion. NCBI's taxonomy places the organism in Eukaryota, Metazoa, Chordata, Mammalia, Perissodactyla, Rhinocerotidae.
GGCUCUGCAAAAGAACUGCUUCGUCUUCUAGAUGCCUUCUUGAGCCUGCUUGUGGCCACCCACAGACACUUGUAAGGAGGAGAGAAGUCGGGCUGGCAGAGACACUCUGAAAUGAGGGAUUAGAGGCCGGGAUCCAAGGAGCAAAAGCUGCAGCCAGAAGACGAGGGAGCAGGCCCUAAGACGCUUCUAUUGAGAGGUCUGCCAUGGCCUCUCUUGGCCUCCAACUUGUAGGCUACAUCCUGGGCCUUUUGGGGCUAUUGGGCACCCUCAUUGCCAUGCUGCUCCCCAACUGGCGAACAAGUUCUUAUGUAGGUGCCAGCAUUGUGACAGCAGUCGGCUUCUCCAAGGGCCUCUGGAUGGAGUGUGCCACACAAAGCACAGGCAUCACCCAGUGUGACAUCUACAACAGCAUUCUAGGCCUGCCUGCUGACAUCCAGGCUGCCCAGGCAAUGAUGGUGACAUCCAAUGUAAUCUCCUUGUUGGCCUGCAUUAUCUCUGUGGUGGGCAUGAGAUGCACAGUCUUCUGCCAGGACUCACGAGCCAAAGACAGAGUGGCGGUAGUGGGCGGAGUCUGCUUCAUCCUUGGAGGCCUCCUAGGCUUCAUCCCUAUUGCCUGGAAUCUUCACGGGAUCCUGCGGGACUUCUACUCCCCACUGGUGCCUGACAGCAUGAAAUUUGAGAUUGGAGAGGCUCUUUACUUGGGCAUUAUUUCCUCCCUGUUCUCUCUGGUAGCUGGAAUUAUCCUCUGCUUUUCCUGCCCACUCCAGAGAAAUCGCUCCAACUACUACGAUGCCUACCAGGCCCAGCCCCUCGCCACUAGGAGCUCUCCAAGGCCUGGUGAACCAUCCAAAGUCAAGAGUGAGUUUAACUCCUACAGCCUGACAGGGUAUGUGUGAAGAACCAGAGGCAGAGCUGGGGGGUGGCUGGGUCUGUGAAAACCAGUGGAAAGCCCCCCCAGGGCCUCAGAUGAGGGACAUUGCCACUGGAUCAUGUUAGAACCUUCUGCUGAGGAUAGACUGAUUUUGGCCCCUGGAUCAAGCAAAGGCAGAAACGGGAGCUGGUGUGACAGCGUGCAGGUUGAAUUGUCAAGAUGCUUGCCAAGCCAGGCUUUCUGUUUCCUUCACCUUGGCCUCCCCACCCUCUACCCUGAGUCCCAACCCUCAACUUUAAACCCACCCUAGGCCAGGCCCUAGAGGCUCCCCUUUGCCCUUUGGUUUACCUGGGAAUCUACCCAAAAACCCACUAAUUACAUCCCACUGACUGACCGUCAGUGUGAUCAAAGACCCUCCCUCUGGCGGAGGUUGGUCUUUAGUUCAUUGCUGGGGGAUGGGAGGAAGGAGUGGUGGCUUUUAUGGGCAUGGCUCUAACCUCCCUCUCAAGCCUCCCUCCAAAGAAACUGAUUGGCCAGUAAUAAGCCGUGGAGCCUCCAUCCCACUCUUGUUAUGACUCCACAGUGUCCAGACUGGUUUGUGCAUGAACUGAAGUAAAGCCAUGGUACCGAGGGAACAGAGAGCAACUGGGUGCAGGAUGAGAGGGAGGGAAGGCAGCCAAGGACCAAAAAAAGACCAGAAUGACUGCCCAAUGCGUUUCCCAUAAUUCCCUCACACUUGUGGGUUGCGGAUCUAGCCCCCGGCUAGAGGAAAACACCAGGAAAGAAGAUAUGGUGGAAAGCUCAAGGCGGCA